Messenger RNA from Fusarium oxysporum Fo47, 1847 nucleotides. RefSeq names its product ankyrin repeat-containing domain protein. Gene Ontology annotation, molecular function: RNA nuclease activity; RNA binding; protein binding. Bases 258 to 1829 code for a protein of 523 amino acids. Lineage: Eukaryota; Fungi; Ascomycota; Sordariomycetes; Hypocreales; Nectriaceae. The record is from RefSeq and is a predicted model, not a curated record. The transcript has a single exon. Gene Ontology annotation, biological process: RNA processing.
CAGGAUCGAACAAUGAAUUCUUGAAGGCACAUGAAGACUGCCUUAGUGUUUACAAUGACAUGCUUGAGGUUUACACUCGCCUCGUUAGGUGCGUUGCCAGUUCCAAAUAUUGACUCACUUUCUAAUAUCCAGCCAGGAAGGAUGACUCUUUAGGCCCAUCUGGCUCGGGUUAUUUUACCCAUCAAGCUCAAGAAGCAGUAAAGUCGGCUCUGAACAAGAGGCUUGUCAAACCGGAUACUACUGCCCAAAAGGAUACCAUGUCCAACAGCGAGAAAACCCCUGUCGCGGAGAAAGAAGUAGCACCACCUUCGUAUUCAGUGCCCGCAUCAACGACGACAUCGCCGCCCAUAGCAUCGUCAUCAAUGUAUUCACCACCACUCGUUCAGAGCCCGGUAGACAACUGUCGCCGUCCCAAAGGUUCCUCAUUCUUUAGAGCUCUCACAUCAGGCUUCCGCAAACACGAUCCAUUGGUCUCAACGCUCUGCCAAGCCGCCACUCGUGGAGACGAGCAACAAGUCUCCGGCCUAAUCUCCCAAGCCGCAAACGUCAACGGUCGAAACGAAGACGGGGAUACACCACUAAAGUGCGCCAUAAGAUACGAUCAAGUUGGAACCGCGUGUCUUCUUCUACAAGCUGGGGCACAAAGCAACAAGCUACCGCCCUUAUUCAAGGCUGCUUCUGUUGGAAGUCUCAAGAUCGCCAGGAUGCUUAUCGAUUCUGGGGAGAGUGUACACGGCAAAUCAAAGACUGGAAAGCCCUACUUUGUUGAUGUUGUUGCUAAAGGCAACCUGGACGGUAUCAAGUUCCUCCUUGAGAAUGGCGCUCCAGUUAAUGCGAAAAAUGAGAGGCGAGAGGAAGUCAUUGUACAGGUCGUCAAGACGGACAACAUCGAGAUCACCCAUCUUCUUCUUGCCCACGGCGCCAACGCAAAUGCCAAGGAUGCAAUAGGCGAGGAGAUCAUCGUAUACGCUGUCAAAAAGGGCAACGUCGAACUCGCCAAUAUCCUCCUCGAUCACGGCGCCGAUCCCAAUGCCGAAAGUGCGAUCAAACAUUCCAUUCUCUACACAGCUGUCCAAAGCGGCAACGCCGAUAUGGUUGGACUACUCCUUGACAAAGGCGCAAGUGCGAAACUGUUGAAUGUUCUUGGCACGAGUAUUCUAGAGGCUUCAAUAGGAAUGAAGAGAUUCCAGAUCGUGAAGAAACUCAUCGAAGGGGGUGCCGAUGUUGAUGGGACAGAUGCGCUUCAGCAACCUAUUCUCAUUAAGGUUAUCAGAAAUCCAUUUUUGAACAACGACGAGAAGGUUGAGGUUAUGAAGAUGUUGAUGGCUAAUGGUGCGAGUCCUGAAACGGUUGAUAUAACCUUCGGUCUGCCAGCUAUUUGUCACGCUGUCGAAAUGCCCAGUACCCCGGUAGUGCAAGCGCUUCUGAGCCGAGCCGUCAACACCAAGGUUCGCAUGAUCUCGGGCCAAACGCUCCUCACAUACUCCAUCGACGUCAACCGCCAGAACACUGUUGAGGCGCUGCUAGCACAAGGUGUUGAUGUCAAUGAGGUCGAUGGACUGAACAGAACGCCUCUGAUGCUGGCGCUGAUGAAACUUGAUUACAACUUGACGUCGAAGUUGAUGGAUUACGGUGCUGAUCCUACAGCUAAAGAGAAUCAAGAAGCUGUCAAGUUCAUCAAGGCUGUUGGGAGAAAGGAUUUGCAGGAACUUCUUCGACCAAGGGAAGUUGAGGCAGGUCCCUCAACUCCGGCUGUUCGACAUGAGGCCGAGUUGCCUGCGUCUGAGGCUCCACCGCCUUCAUAUGAGCUUGUCGCUGGAAAGGUCUAAAUUUCCGAGGCGCUUGUG